AGGCGUGCGGUGCGCCUGCGCCGCGGCUCUCCCGGCUGCGGGAGGCGGGGUCCGAGGAGGGGGAGCCCGGAGAGGAGCGGGGGGAGGGAGGGAAGAGGCCGCAGAAGCCCGAGCCUUGACCGACGGGCAGGCGGGGGCUGCGGCGGCGCCGCGCCGGCGCCCCCCAUGCGCCAGGCGGCCGGCCGGCGGCGUCGGGGGGCGCCAUGGCCUCGGCGGCGGCGGUGGCCGAAGCGGAAGAGACCACCCGGCUGCGCAAGCCGCGCUUCUCCUUCGAGGAGAACCAGAUCCUGAUCCGGGAGGUGCGCGCCCACUACCCGCAGCUCUACGGCGCGCAGAGCCGUCGGGUGAGCGUGGCCGAGCGGCGGCGCGUGUGGGACGGCAUCGCGGCCAAGAUCAACGGCAUCACCAGCUGGAAGCGCACCGGCCAGGAGGUGCAGAAGCGCUGGAACGACUUCAAGCGCCGCACCAAGGAGAAGCUGGCCCGCGUGCCGCACUCCACGCAGGGCGCCGGGGCCGCCGCCGAGGACGCCUUCUCGGCCGAGGAGGAGACCAUUUUCGCCAUCCUGGGGCCGGGUGUGGCGGGGCCAGGGCCGGGGCCGGGGGCUGGUGCCGGGGCGGAGCAGCCCCCGGCGGCGGCGCCCCCCUCGCAGCCGCUGGCCCCAGGUGCUUACACCGAACGCUGUGUGUUGUCCGAGGACCACCGCAGGGAAGACCGAGGGGCAGACCCACCAGCCCACAGCGAGGGGGGCUCCAGCAGCCCGGAGCCCUCAGCCCGGCCCUCCUGCAGCCCCCCGGAGAGGGGCUGCCCACCACUGCCCAAGCAGCGUGAGUCCUCACCCCCUCCGGCCCUGCAGACCGUCCAGCUGCCCCGUCUGGCCUUGUCUCCACCGCCCCCAGCCCCUCCGGCACCCCCGCCAUCGCAGCAGGUUCAAGGGGCACCCUCGCCCGCCAGCCCUUCGCCCCCACUCCUGCCUCUGCCUGUGCCCUCGGCCCCAGACCCCUCCCUGGACUUCCUGCGGGCUCAGCAGGAGACCGCCAACGCCAUCAGGGAGCUGGCUGGCACCCUGCGGCAGGGACUGACCAAGCUGAGCGAGGCCCUCAGCGCCCUGCUGCCCCUUCUGCCCGGAACCCCCGUGGACCCCCGCCCCCCCCCGCCCCCCCCGCCCCCCAGGCCUGUCCUGCCUCCACCCGCCCCCAAGGUGGAGAGCACCCCAGAGCCCGUGUCCCUGGUGGCUGCUGUCGUGGACCCGGCCAAGGUGGCAGCCAGGGGGGUGAUCGUCGCCCUUAGAAACGAGGAAAGGACCCCCCGGGCGCCCCCAACCCCUCCUCCUCCCCAUGAUUCCCCCCCACACAAGAGGAGGAAAGGUUUUCCCACGCGGAAGAGGCGAGGCCGGUGGAAAUCUCCGUGAAACCUGCCAUUGGAUUCAAGCUUGUCUGCACUUUCUGCCUGCACCGCCUCCCCCAGCUUUGCCCGGCGGAGGAGGGCCAUGCGCCUGCCCUGCGCCAGCUGCACCCUGGCUCCCUGCUGCAGGGGGUGAGCACCCCUAUCCGAUCCCCCAUACUAGUUAGUGCCUGAUUCGCGGGGGCCCUCGCCCAUGGGCCCCCCCAGCCCCUUGUCCAGUACAGCGCUGUCUGCCUGGCUGCUUCCCUUAAUCCUGACUUCUAAGCCAUUGGUUUUAUGUUCUUUCUUACCGCCUUCGGUGGGCUGCACAUCCCCCUCCCCUAACCACUCCUGGUCUUGACUUGAAGAGAAUUGAUCUGCCGGGGGCCUCCCCACUUCCCAGUCCAGACUUGGGAGGGAGUGGGGGCGGCGAGACAAAUCCGAACGUGGAUGACUAUGAGGACACAGCAGUCUGUGUUGGGGGGGGAGGGGGGAGUUGUCACGGGGAGGUACAGGUUGGGUCCUCUGCCUCCCAUUGCCCUCUGACCUCCGGAAGUCAGCCCCUUCCUUUCUCCUCAGUGGUGACAAGAUACCAAUAAACUUAUUUUUAAUACAAUCA
Messenger RNA from Pipistrellus kuhlii (Kuhl's pipistrelle), 2000 nucleotides. It is a transcript of the gene MYPOP, whose product is annotated as Myb related transcription factor, partner of profilin. Lineage: Eukaryota; Metazoa; Chordata; Mammalia; Chiroptera; Vespertilionidae. Gene Ontology annotation, molecular function: DNA-binding transcription factor activity, RNA polymerase II-specific; RNA polymerase II cis-regulatory region sequence-specific DNA binding. Gene Ontology annotation, cellular component: nucleus. The record is from RefSeq and is a predicted model, not a curated record. Gene Ontology annotation, biological process: regulation of transcription by RNA polymerase II.